This is a messenger RNA of Raphanus sativus (radish), 2942 nucleotides long. RefSeq lists its product as uncharacterized. The transcript has 3 exons. Gene Ontology annotation, biological process: mitotic DNA replication checkpoint signaling; response to ionizing radiation; mitotic G2 DNA damage checkpoint signaling. Gene Ontology annotation, cellular component: nucleus. Gene Ontology annotation, molecular function: chromatin binding. The record is from RefSeq and is a predicted model, not a curated record. NCBI's taxonomy places the organism in Eukaryota, Viridiplantae, Streptophyta, Magnoliopsida, Brassicales, Brassicaceae. The coding region runs from base 25 to 2820 and encodes 931 amino acids.
CUCUCUCUCUCAUUUCCAAUUCCAAUGGCUGGAGAUUUGCUAUACGCCAAAACGCAGCGUAUCGUCCUACUCAUAGAUCUCAACCCCCUCCUCCUACUCACACCCACUCCGGAGCAAUACCUAGCCGUCGUGAUCUCCGCCGCCGAGAAGCUUCUCUCUUUCCCUCCACUCUCCGCUUCUCUCUUCUCCUUCAAGUUCUUCGUCUCCUCUCUAUCCUCUCUCUUAUCUUCCUCCAAGCUCUCUGCCCUCUCGAUUCCGUCUUCCAAGCUCUCGUUUGACCUCCCUGGCCCCACCCUCGCCUCCCUCAGACGCGCCGUCGACGCCGUCAAGCGAUGCGAGCUCCGAUCCACUUCCACCGCCGCGUCGGCGUCGCCUCGCGGGGUCCACGUCGCGGCGUCUUUGCGGCAGAUCGUUUACGAUUACGCUUGGGAGCCUGUGGUUCGAGAUCCGGAGAUAGGUCUGAUUCCUGGGUUCACGGACGCUGGAGGAGGAGGAGUCGAUGUCGUGAAAUCGAAUCUAGUCGUCAUGCUUUCCCCAAUUUCUAGGGAUUUGAAUUGGGUUUCCGAGUUUCUCGAUGUGAAGAGCGGCGACGAGUGUUUGUUCAAGUCGAAGUUAGUUGAGAUUUUUGGCUGUGUUAACGACUUGUUUGGUGAUAGAGAUAUCCACUUAAGCUGGAUCGAUGUUAGGUUUGGCGAAAGAAGUGAAUUGGGAUUAUUAAAGUCCGGUUUUUUCGAGAGUGGAGUUAGAGAAUUGGGCUGGGGACAUUGUUCUACGGAUUCGAUUGUUUACGCCUCUUCAAUAGUUCCCUUCGGAUUGAUUUAUCCAACGAUUGGUGUUUCUCCGAAGCUAUCUACUAGCCGGAAGUUUAGUGUUGUUCAAGCCAGUCUUGAGAUUGAUGAUAUCGAUGGCAAACCGAUGGAGUGCAAGUGCGGUGAGCUGGAGUUUUCUUCUUCUGAAAUUCUUAGUGGGAAGAGGUCUGAGGAAUCUUUUACGGAACGGUUCUGUAAUGGAAUCACUAAACUCAGUGUUAAAGCCUUGAGGAUGUGUGAUGAUGAUUUUAUCGAAUUGGGGAGGUAUACUUGUGAUACUUUUGUUGUUCAUGAAGUCUCCCAGGAACCUGAUCAUUAUCUGGAGCAGGAGGGUGGAUUUUGGGCUGAUCGGGUGUUUCAGAUACUAGAGAAGGAGACUGGUGAGAAAGUGGUGAAAAGAUCAUCUCCGGUUUGGCAGAUUUUGUUAAGUUAUCUCUAUAGAGAAGGUUACUCAGCGUUGGUGUCUCUAACGAAUAGCAAUGGUGAUUCUCGGACAGGAACACUGAAGCCCUUUACUCUCUCCUCGGCUUUACUCAGUGUUUUUGACAGUGAAGUCUCUCCUCAAACUGUGGAUCAUGAAGGUAGCAGUAGUAAGAGUGGCGAAAGUAAAAGAAAACUAAGCAGAAAGAUUCUGAACUCACUUCUUGAGAUUAGCUGGGAGGAUUUCUGCAGAUCAGUGAAAGGUUAUGGUCAAAUAGAUCUAGAGGAUGUGUACUUUUCCAAGUUUAGCAACUCGAAGAAAUAUAAGUUUCUGAAAUGUUGGAUGAAACAGAUUAGGAAACCCAGAGGUUGCAGCUUAUCUGUUGCUAGUAGUUGCAAUGCACAGGGGGAUGUGGAAGCAAUGCAAAAGCACAACUCAUCUGAAGAGACAGAAACGGCCAUCUCUUUACCAGUAUCUGAGGAGGAGAUAGCUUUGAGUGGGAAUCGAAUAUCCGUAAGGCAGGAGAAUGAUACAUGUGUUAAAGCAUCAGAGUCAUCAGAAGUGUUCUUUGCGAGUCUUCCUAGUAAAAUCAAGAAAGGGAUUGAGUCUGAGGAAAUAGACUUGGCAGCUCUGGCAGAGCGGCUUGUCAAAUCCUGUCUCCUCCAUUCAUCUCAAAGACUUGAGAAGGAUUAUAGCUGUGAGAGUGGAACUCUCUUGUUGGUUACUGAGGAGCUAACCAAGAUGUUACUGAAAGAACCGAAAGAGUUAGUUGCCAUGUUUAAAAAGAAACAUUCAUCAUCCGCGGAAGGUGAGCAAAAGUCAGAUGAAGCUUCACCCAGUAGCAUCGUUAGAGAAUACGAGCUGCAGAUUCUUUUCCGAAUGGAGAUUCUAAGAUCAGUGAUAGGUUUGGGAAGUGAGGAGUCUGUGACUCAGAAGUUUGCAAAACAGAUAUGCUUACUUCUUGAGGCCAUUCAGUGCAAGUUAGACGGUGGAUUCUUUAGUGAUUGGAGCCUCGAUAAGUAUGUGGACAAAAUUAUAAAAGCCAGGUAUCAUCAUGUUCUUGGAGAAGCUGUCAGCAUAAUUUAUACAGAGAUGGAUCUGCUUAUGUUCAGUGAUGAGGACCUGGAAGAUAGUUUCAUGAACAACGAAGACAGUAGCCAAUCAGGGAGAGAGAAAAAUCAGAUCAACGCCAAGAGUCAUCGUCGUAGCCAAAGAAGUAAAGAUGUUGCCGGUACGAGUAAGAAGACCUUUUUGCAGAAAGAGACCAAGGAGUGCAGAGAAGCUAAGAAAGUGAUUGAAGCACAAGAAAUGAGGGAAAGGGCAAGAAGAUUCUCGAGUUUCACAAGUUGGAUGCCUGAUCUAUGUAGAGUUUGGGCACCGAAACAAGCGAAGAACUCUAAAGAUAAAGCGGAUCAGCAAAAGAGAAUGGCCAAAAGGAAGAAAGAAGAAAGAUCAGUGGACAGAGUAUGCGAGACACCAGUGACAGCAGAUAAUAACAAACGAACACGAACUGAUGACAGAGAUGAAUACGAGUGUGGGACUCUGCCUCGUAGUUCGGUACCGAAGGCUUUGUUUCAGGAUGAUUCUUAGGUUAGCUAUUUUUGUAUAUCUUAAAAACACUUGAAACUGGAAAUAAGGACCACACUGAAGUCCCACUUCCAGUUUUGUUAGCAGUAUUUGAUAUUAUAAAAUCUUGCCGAUACUAUAUUUUA